Messenger RNA from Leguminivora glycinivorella, 1092 nucleotides. RefSeq lists its product as uncharacterized. Bases 1 to 1092 code for a protein of 363 amino acids. Lineage: Eukaryota; Metazoa; Arthropoda; Insecta; Lepidoptera; Tortricidae. The record is from RefSeq and is a predicted model, not a curated record. The transcript is spliced from 2 exons.
AUGGACACCGAAAUUGCGACCGAAACUCGCAAGGCAACUGCACGACAACUAGAGAUGCAGCUAAAAACAACAGCACAGGACCUACACGAGUCGAGGGCCUUGUCGAAGCAGUUGUUGGAGGAAAGGGAGGAAAGCGAAGUGGAGCUCCAGAAGGUAAUCAACAAAAACUCAGAAUUGAGAAGGGAGCUGGCGGACAAUGAUGUGCAGCUGACUGAUGCCCGCGGAGAAGUGGACCGUUUGCAAGGCACAAUAGACACCUUCAACCAGUGCGCUUCGACACAUGAAGUGGCCUUGGCCCGCAUCACACAACAGGAUGUUGCCGUUAUCCUGAGGAGAGCCAAACUGCCAAAGAGUAACACCACUACAGAGGAGAGGAUAGCCCUUAGAAAUCUGAAGAAUAAUGAAGAUAUCUUAGUACUAAAGGCUGACAAGGGGAAUGCCACAGUAGUGAUGGACACAGCGGCUUAUGAUGGUAAAAUACGACACUUGCUGGAUGACGAUCUUGUGUACAAACCUGUUUCGUACAACCCUACUGCUAGGGUUACUCGUCGCAUUAGGGCUAUCAUCAGAGACUGCAGAGAGAUUUUCGAGGAAGACGUUUUCAAUCGUUUGUACAAACCGAAGAUUGUGCUACCGCCUAAGUUGUAUGGUUUGCCAAAAGUACAUAAGACAAACGUGCCGUUGCGGCCUAUCGUGAGUCAGAUUUCUUCUCCCACUUACGAUCUUGCAAAGCAUGUUGGAUCGGUGUUGCAGCCGCUUGUGGGUGGUACGUCGUCUUUCGUGAAGGACUCUCGUCACUUUAUAGACAUCCUCAAAGAAGUAACGCUGGAACCAGAUGAGAUAAUGGUGAGUUUUGAUGUGGAGUCACUUUUCACCAAUGUUCCCGUUAAAGAAUGUCUAGAAGUUGUCAGAAGGAAACUGAGCGAUAGUGGCAUGUCGGAGACAAUAAUGGUGCUGCUGAGGAACUGCUUGGAAGGGAGCUACUUUUUGUAUCGCGGAAAACAUUACCUCCAGAUUGAUGGGGUUGCCAUGGUAGUCCUGUGGCACCGGUUCUGGCAAACAUCUGGAUGGAGCAUAUCGAGGCCAGUGUAG